Messenger RNA from Ambispora gerdemannii, 1557 nucleotides. The record is from the annotation of a GenBank genome assembly. Lineage: Eukaryota; Fungi; Glomeromycota; Glomeromycetes; Archaeosporales; Ambisporaceae.
AUGAAAAUAACUGAAUUAAUAAAUAAAAAUACCGAAGUAAAAAAUAUUUUAGAAGGAAUUAAACGAGAAGAAAAUAAAAGUAUAAAAAAACACUGUCAAUAUUGUGCUGAGGAUUACAAGGAAGAACUACAAUUGCAAUUAAUUGAAUUAAGCGAAAAAUACCCAACUUAUCAAGAGCAAUUAAAAAAUUUAGCCCGAGAAUUGAACCAGGUCGAAGAUCAAGGCGAAGGAUGGAAAGAAGCUGACGAAUUAACUCUUAAUCCCUUGCCGUUAAGUGAAAUAGGUAAAUAUCCAAUUAAUGUUUACUGUGACACCGAUAUUUUUCCUACUUUAUUAAUUAACCUCCAGGUACCCUCUUGUCCGCUUUCUGAAACCGAGUGCCAGCAGGUGAAGCAUCCUCAUUAUGUUUUGCGAGACCACGAAAUUACUAUUGAUAAUGAAAGUAGGAAAAUAAAAAUUGGUGAAGCAAUUAUUCAAGAAAGACGGGGUGCCAGUGCAGAUAAUCCCGAUAGCCGGGGCACGCAGGCUUUGAAAUUACUUCAUAAACUAGUGCCAGAAUUUACUGCUGUUCAUCCCAGCACCGAUAAGAAAUUAUUUCAGGAAUUGAGCAGAUAUAAAAACCCGCCCCGCUUUGAGGUUCUGCAAGAAGGAACCUUUGAGAAUGUUUGCUAUAUUGACAUCAAAUCCUGCUACGCGAACAUUAUGCGAGAUUAUCCUUUACCAUGUGGUCGACCCGAACAUCUUAAAGAUCCCCAAUUAAUCGAACAAAAUUUACAAGAAGGAAAAGGCGGGUUUGUCAAGUUUUAUUUGGAAAAUUAUGCUCUAAUUAAAAACAAUCAAAUUCCUUUUAUUCCCACCCGUGAUUAUUCUUAUGAAGGAGGCAAAAUAAAACCCGCUUUAAAAGGAAAAAAAAGACUAUUAUUGCAUACUCAAAAAAAAGGCUGUGCUAAUAAAUAUUUAGAUCAUUGUGAUCAGUUAAAAGAAAAAAAAGAAACGGAAAAAGAAGCGGUUAGUCAAUUAGCUUUAUUAAAAACUUAUUACUUAUACCGCCAAUUCCUACCAGACAAGAUAUUAACUAUUCGCAGUGAUUGUAUAUUAGUUAAAGAAACUACUGAAUUACCUCCUGAAAUAGAAAAAAAUAAUCACCUAUACAAAAUAAAACUCUUUAAAAGACUAAAAUUAAAUAAAGAAUUAGAAAUCUUUGAUUGUGAAACUGACACCUUAUUAAAAAGUCCGAAAUCAGCCAAAAUAAAAACAACCAUCACUGGUAAAAAGCAAUUAGUGGAAAGAAUUGCCCACAGCCUUAGCAAAAAAAGAAUUAAACUUGCUAAAUCGGAUAUCGAACAAGUCAUUGAAGAACUAUUACUAGAAACCAAAAAAUCCCUAAUCAAAGGUGAAGAAGUCCGUUUACUGGGUUAUUUUUCUUUUAAAACUACUAUCACUAAACCCCGUAUCGCUAUGAAUUUACAAACUAAAAAGCCCAUGAAAGUACCCGCCAAACAGGUUCCUAAGUGUAAAUUUGCCGUAGGUUUAAAAAAAGAAGUCGCAAAAAAGUAA